AUGAAGUACGAAACCGCAACCAUUUUGAUCGCCGUUCUCGGCUUGGUAUCUGCUGCUCCCAUCGCAGAACCAAAGAAUACAUUCAAUCUUCCAUCCAUACCAAAGCGAAUGCUAAGAGGACGUGAGGUUCCUCAAGAACAUUCCCACAAUCGAUUCCUCGAUGGUGUUCGUGUCAAUUUAAACAUCAACAAUCCAAACAAAAUCCAAGAUCCAGUCUUUGGUCUUUUGGGUAAUGCUGCAGCCAUGAAAGGAGCUGGAACAAUUACCAAUCCCGAUUGUCUUCACCAAGCUACCGCUGAUCAAGCUUUCACCAAUGCAAAAGCGGCUAAUAAUGUCACCGGUAUGGCUGAUGCAUUAAUGUAUGCAGCACUUGAAAGAAAUACAGCAUCAGUUGGUGUUGCAUCUGUCAUUUGCAACGAAACUGCCGUCAAUCCCGAGAUUCAAGCCGUUCAACAACAUCAAGAUCCAGCCUCACCAAACGCUGCCACUACCAAUAAAGCUAUUGUUCUUUCACUCGCUAAACAACUUGCUUCUAUUGGGGCAGAUCCUCAAGAAGCUCUUCUUUCGGGUACAUUCGCACCAGGAACUAUCGGCGAUCCAACUGCUGCUGGCAAUACUUGUGACGACGAAGCCGAUUCACCUGGUUGUAUCUUUACAAAAAGUCUUAUCGUUAACGAUGCCACUGCCGAUGAAAUCACCGCAGCUGUCGCAGGAGUUUCGGCAAAUUCAACUUCUACCGCUACUAUCAGUUCUGUCUCCUCGAGUAACUCAACUUCAAACUCUACAGGUAGCGAAUGUGCUGCCGCAGUAACAAGUACAAUUACCGCCGUCGCCGCCAUCGCGACGGGCUCAUCAAUGGCGUCUCUCGCUUCCGUUGCUUCAGUAGCAGCAACCUCAGUUGCGUCAGUAGCCUCUUCUGCAUCUACUGGAACCAGUGCCACAGGAACAAAUGUUCAAACCUUCACCGGAACACUAGGUGGAGCACCUCCCCCAGUUGUUUCCUCUGCAGGUGAUCGUCCUUUCUCGGUUAACGGAGAUUCAUUUGUGGGUGAAGGAGCAGCACUUCAAAGGAGUUGUAGCGUACAACAUAAUGCCUGUGCGAGUGCUGCUAAUAGUGGAAGCAUCGCGGGUGGAGUGGCACAAUGUGAAACGCAAGAGACGGCUUGUAAUGCUGCAUCCGGAGUGGCGAAGAAAAUAAGACGACAGGCUAUGAUGUUUUAG
Botrytis deweyae is the source of this 1221-nucleotide messenger RNA. RefSeq lists its product as uncharacterized. The transcript has a single exon. The record is from RefSeq and is a predicted model, not a curated record. The coding region runs from base 1 to 1221 and encodes 406 amino acids. NCBI's taxonomy places the organism in Eukaryota, Fungi, Ascomycota, Leotiomycetes, Helotiales, Sclerotiniaceae.